UUAAAUCGGGGACACGUGAGCAACCCCGAAGAGCGUCGACGCUGCUGCUGCGGCUAGAGCGGGGCCUCGGCGGGGGGCGCCGAGAGCGUGUCGGCCGCAGCGAGGGCACGAGGACAAGAGGGCGGGAUUCUUCGACGUGGGCGAAUCCCUCCAUCCCACGGGUCCGGACAAAUCCCGUUUUGGCUCAUUUACUCGCGAAGGCGACUUUUGCAACAGGAAUCGACGUGCAAGUUCGUCGCUUCGGGGCUGCAGCCAGUCUGGCAGCCCCGACUUUCCCGACUUGCCUUUCCCACUAUCCGUACUCGCGCUUGCCACACGCUGUUGACCUUGCUCGCGUGCGUGGAUCAGUCCCGCGGGGUCGGUGUUGUUGAUCCACGGAUGGGUUGCUGCCUGUUGUAGCCACAGUAGUCCUCGAAUUUUUCUGUAUCUCGCUUAACAGUCCUUGGCGAAGGAGUUUUGGGUCUUCGUCGAUGUGCUCUGUUGACUUUAGAUUUGUUUACCUAGUUGGGUAGUCAUGUUUGGUGUGCGUGUUGUCUAAUACUGUGCCGGAGUAUAAUAGCGUGUAGGUAGAUAUUACAUGUUGCAUGCGAUUAGUUGAUAUCGUUGUACGAUUUCGUCGUUCCUUUUCGCAUGUUUUCGUUUGGCAUUUUGAAGUGGGUUGGAGUGUAAUGAGCAUUGAAGCCUGGGGUUUCGUUUUCUGUCUCUGCGAUUCGCUGCGGUUGUCGCGUGGGGGCAUUUAGUACCUUAAUUUGCUCGUUUUUUUCUUGUAGCGUAUUGUCUGUGUUUUAGAACAAUUUUUGGGUUUGUGACUGAGGAAUUCUUUCAAGUCAAGGUGCGCAGUUCAAAGCAGGAUGUGUCCUCUACGAGUCAUUCUGCUCUUCCUUUCUGCCAUACUGGCGGGUUACUUAGCCGUGAAGACUGUGAAAGCGCAACAGGAAUCCAGCAUCCUAGACCCAAGUGAAGAGUCGCCGAAGCAAGCAAUCGAGCACAAGGGUCUUUUUGCCGUAGUCUCCGCACGAGCUUCCUCCGCGUUAUCAGUAACGAUCGACAUGCUCAGUGGUCGCUAUCUGUACCAAACUCUCCGCAAGCAAGCGAACGGUGAAGCGGUGGCCGAUCAAUAACACAGUAUAGAGAUCGACCUGCACGGCGAUCGACUGUAAUUCUCACCAAUUCUCUGCUCGCCGUUGGCGUGUCCAUUGAUGGCAGCCCUUUGUAGGCCCUCAUCUUGUAUCUGCAAACCUAUCGACGCAACUGUGAUUCUUCGUAACUCACUAGAAACUACACUGAAUUAUGAGACCCUAAACUCAAACAUUACUCACAAUGAACACUAGUUGACAGAAAAAAACUCCAAUUCAGAAUAACUUAUCCAGAGAAAGCCUUUUGCGUUCAUUAUGAACUUUGUUUAGAAAAAAAACUCAACCCUAACGGUUUCUCUGUGAAAGCUUAGUGGUUUGGAAGCUGUGAAUAAAACAAACUCAAAUCUAGCCAAAGCAACCCUCCAAAUAUACUGGAUCAUGGGAAGCUUGAAAGAAACGUACUUGUAAUUCUAGAAUCACAUGGAAAUAAAACUCGGGCAUGUGUAUGUCUUUGUGUUGUUUGAACAA
Physcomitrium patens is the source of this 1604-nucleotide messenger RNA. RefSeq lists its product as uncharacterized. NCBI's taxonomy places the organism in Eukaryota, Viridiplantae, Streptophyta, Bryopsida, Funariales, Funariaceae. The record is from RefSeq and is a predicted model, not a curated record.